This is a messenger RNA of Haemonchus placei, 252 nucleotides long. The record is from the annotation of a GenBank genome assembly. Lineage: Eukaryota; Metazoa; Nematoda; Chromadorea; Rhabditida; Trichostrongylidae.
AAACUUGUUAAUUACUCUUUUUGGGUCUGUGACGAAUAUACGAUGCCGGCGUUGGGCACCGCUUUGGCUCAAUACUCCUUUGAAGGCGGAACCGAAGGAACAAUCGGUAUGCAAGAAGGAGAAGAGCUGCUGCUUAUUGAGCGGGAUGAAGGAGAUGGUUGGACGAGGGUGAGACGGCUUGCUAGCUCUGUCGAGGGCUUCGUUCCGUCGAGUUAUCUCCAAUGCAAGUGGUUUAGUGCAGAAGAAAUCUAA